GGCCGACGAAGGGGGAUGAAAAGCCCAGAGUGGUUGUGUUGGGGACCGGCUGGGCUGGGUGCAGGCUGAUGAAGGGACUUGAUACCAACAUAUACGACGUCGUUUGUGUGUCCCCCAGGAAUCACAUGGUCUUCACCCCUCUGCUUGCGUCCACCUGCGUCGGAACCCUGGAGUUCCGGUCGGUAGCUGAGCCGAUCGGGCGGAUCCAACCCGCCAUUUCCCGCCAACCCAAUUCUUAUUUCUUCCUCGCUAACUGUUCUGGAAUCGAUUUCAGCAAUCAUGUGAUAAACUGCCAAACAGUUACGGAAGGAGUUGACACACUGGAGCCACGGAACUUCAAUAUCGCGUACGACAAGUUGGUAGUGUCUUCCGGUGCAAAAGCCUUAACCUUUGGAAUUAAGGGUGUGGAAGAGCAUGCUAUCUUUCUCCGGGAAGUUCGCCAUGCUCAAGAAAUAAGGAGAAAACUCCUCCUUAACCUGAUGCUCUCUGAUGUCCCUGGAGUUAGUGAUGAAGAAAAGGGCAGACUGCUACACUGUGUUGUGGUGGGAGGUGGCCCCACAGGAGUUGAGUUUAGCGGUGAACUUAGCGACUUCAUCAAGAGGGACGUUCAUCAAAGAUAUGCUCAUGUCAAAGAUUAUAUUCACGUCACAUUAAUUGAGGCAAAUGAGAUUUUGUCUUCCUUUGAUGACCGUCUUCGUAAAUAUGCCACCAAACAAUUGACCAAGUCAGGAGUUCAUCUGGUUCGUGGGGUAGUAAAAGAUGUGCAAUCUGAGAAGAUAAUUCUUAGUGAUGGAACGGAGGUUCCUUAUGGGUUGUUAGUGUGGUCUACUGGAGUGGGACCCUCUUCAUUUGUUGAAACUCUUGAUAUUCCUAAAGUGCGAGGAAGGAUUGGGAUUGACGAAUGGUUGCGUGUCCCUAGUGUGGAGGAUGUAUAUGCAAUAGGGGACUGCUCAGGCUUCCUUGAGAGUACAGGCAAGCCAGUGCUUCCUGCGUUGGCUCAGGUUGCAGAACGUCAAGGAAAAUACCUUGCCAUGCUAUUGAACAGGACAGGGAAAGCUGGUGGGGGUAAAGCAAGUGCUGCAAAGGAUAUUAAUCUAGGCAAUCCGUUUGUGUAUAGACAUUUGGGCAGCAUGGCUACAAUUGGUAGGUACAAGGCUCUUGUUGACCUUAGGCAGAGCAAGGAGGGAAAAGGUGUGUCCCUAGCAGGAUUUGUGAGCUGGUUCAUUUGGCGAUCCGCUUACUUGACUCGAGUGGUAAGCUGGAGGAACAGAUUUUACGUGGCUAUAAACUGGCUGACCACUUUUGUUUUUGGUCGAGAUAUUAGUCGGAUUUAGAAAGAAAAAGAAGAGUCCAUAUAUAUACAGGAAAGGAAGUGUUCCUACAGAAGUGGAGGAAAUGUUUUGCUGCUCCAAAUUAUUGAUUUGUUGGAAUCUGUUGUCAUUAAAAUAAAACCUCAAACUAUUUUUAAAUUUUCAACUUCGUAAUGAUCACAUAGAACACAUUAUUUGUUAUUCCUUAUCGUUAAUGUAUAUAAUUGUUCUCCCUUUUCGGUGGGGUAUAAAAACAACAAUUGGUAGUGUUAAAGAACACUUUCUCAG
Cuscuta europaea is the source of this 1598-nucleotide messenger RNA. The record is from the annotation of a GenBank genome assembly. NCBI's taxonomy places the organism in Eukaryota, Viridiplantae, Streptophyta, Magnoliopsida, Solanales, Convolvulaceae.